Molecule: messenger RNA, 4863 nt
Organism: Chlorocebus sabaeus (green monkey)
Lineage: Eukaryota; Metazoa; Chordata; Mammalia; Primates; Cercopithecidae
Source: RefSeq, a predicted model, not a curated record
GGAGCCGGCGCGGCCGCGGGCCAGGCGCCGAGGUGCGCGCGGAGCGAGGUGGCCGCAGCGUCUCCGCGCGCGGCCCAAGCCCGUCAGGAGCGCGGAACCGCCGCCUCGGCCAUGCGGCUCCCGGCCCGGGGGCCUGGGCUGGGGCCCGCGCCGCCCCCCGCGCACCGCCCCCGCUGAGCCUGCGCCCGACCCGGGGCGCCUCCGCCCGGCACCAUGGUGCAGAAGUCGCGCAACGGCGGCGUGUACCCCGGCCCGAGCGGGGAGAAGAAGCUGAAGGUGGGCUUCGUGGGGCUGGACCCCGGCGCGCCCGACUCCACCCGGGACGGGGCGCUGCUGAUCGCCGGCUCCGAGAUCCCCAAGCGCGGCAGCAUCCUCAGCAAACCUCGCGCGGGCGGCGCGGGCGCCGGGAAGCCCCCCAAGCGCAACGCCUUCUACCGCAAGCUGCAGAAUUUCCUCUACAACGUGCUGGAGCGGCCGCGCGGCUGGGCGUUCAUCUACCACGCCUACGUGUUCCUCCUGGUUUUCUCCUGCCUCGUGCUGUCUGUGUUUUCCACCAUCAAGGAGUAUGAGAAGAGCUCAGAGGGGGCCCUCUACAUCCUGGAAAUCGUGACUAUCGUGGUGUUUGGCGUGGAGUACUUCGUGCGGAUCUGGGCCGCAGGCUGCUGCUGCCGGUACCGUGGCUGGAGGGGGCGGCUCAAGUUUGCCCGGAAGCCAUUCUGUGUGAUUGACAUCAUGGUGCUCAUCGCCUCCAUUGCGGUGCUGGCCGCCGGCUCCCAGGGCAAUGUCUUUGCCACAUCUGCGCUGCGGAGCCUGCGCUUCCUGCAGAUUCUACGGAUGAUCCGCAUGGACCGGCGGGGAGGCACCUGGAAGCUACUGGGCUCUGUGGUCUAUGCCCACAGCAAGUGCUUCUCCCCAUGGCUUGGUCCAUCUUUGUCGUCUCUCUCCAGAAAGCUGCUUUUUCGAAAGGCCAGGCUGUUUUGGCCCCUGCCACCCCCCCACUUCCUGCCGCGAACCCUUGGCUCUGUGGCUGGGCGUCUUCUUUCCUGGGUUUUUAGUGCCUGGAUCAAUACAUCGCGCUACUGCGCUCUCCACCCGAUCACGCUGACCACCAUUGGCUACGGGGACAAGUACCCCCAGACCUGGAACGGCAGGCUCCUGGCGGCAACCUUCACCCUCAUCGGUGUCUCCUUCUUCGCGCUUCCUGCAGGCAUCUUGGGGUCUGGCUUUGCCCUGAAGGUUCAGGAGCAGCACCGGCAGAAGCACUUUGAGAAGAGGCGGAACCCGGCCGCAGGCCUGAUCCAGUCGGCCUGGAGAUUCUACGCCACCAACCUCUCACGCACAGACCUGCACUCCACGUGGCAGUACUACGAGCGCACGGUCACCGUGCCCAUGUACAGUUCGCAAACUCAAACCUACGGGGCCUCCAGACUCAUCCCCCCGUUGAAUCAGCUGGAGCUGCUGAGGAACCUCAAGAGUAAAUCUGGACUUGCUUUCAGGAAGGAGCCCCCGCCGGAGCCGUCUCCAAGCCAGAAGGUCAGUUUGAAAGAUCGUGUCUUCUCCAGCCCCCGAGGCGUUGCUGCCAAGGGGAAGGGGUCCCCGCAGGCCCAGACUGUGCGGCGGUCACCCAGCGCCGACCAGAGCCUCGAGGACAGCCCCAGCAAGGUGCCCAAGAGCUGGAGCUUCGGGGACCGCAGCCGGGCGCGCCAGGCUUUCCGCAUUAAGGGUGCCGCAUCACGGCAGAACUCCGAAGAAGCAAGCCUCCCUGGAGAGGACAUUGUGGAUGACAAGAGCUGCCCCUGCGAGUUUGUGACUGAGGACCUGACCCCGGGCCUCAAAGUCAGCAUCAGAGCCGUGUGUGUCAUGCGGUUCCUGGUAUCCAAGCGGAAGUUCAAGGAGAGCCUGCGGCCCUACGACGUGAUGGACGUCAUUGAGCAGUACUCAGCCGGCCACCUGGACAUGCUGUCCCGAAUUAAGAGCCUGCAGUCCAGGAUAGAUAUGAUUGUGGGCCCCCCACCCCCUUCAACUCCCCGGCACAAGAAGUACCCCACCAAAGGACCCACGGCCCCUCCGAGAGAGUCACCCCAGUACUCACCUAGAGUGGACCAGAUUGUGGGGCGGGGCCCAGCGAUCACGGACAAGGACCGCACCAAGGGCCCGGCCGAGGCGGAGCUGCCUGAGGACCCCAGCAUGAUGGGACGGCUCGGGAAGGUGGAGAAGCAGGUCUUGUCCAUGGAGAAGAAGCUGGACUUCCUGGUGAACAUCUACAUGCAGCGGAUGGGCAUCCCCCCGACAGAGACUGAGGCCUACUUUGGGGCCAAAGAGCCAGAGCCGGCACCUCCAUACCAUAGCCCGGAAGACAGCCGGGAGCACGUCGACAGGCACGGCUGCAUCGUCAAGAUUGUGCGCUCCAGCAGCUCCACGGGCCAGAAGAACUUCUCGGCGCCCCCGGCUGCGCCCCCUGUCCAGUGUCCGCCCUCCACCUCCUGGCAGCCACAGAGCCACCCGCGCCAGGGCCACGGCACCUCCCCCGUGGGGGACCCUGGCUCCCUGGUGCGCAUCCCGCCGCCGCCUGCCCACGAGCGGUCACUGUCCGCCUACGGCGGGGGCAACCGCGCCAGCACAGAGUUCCUGCGGCAGGAGGAUGCCCCCGGCUGCAGGCCCCCCGAGGGGACUCUGCGGGACAGCGACACAUCCAUCUCCAUCCCGUCCGUGGACCACGAGGAGCUGGAGCGUUCCUUCAGCGGCUUCAGCAUCUCCCAGUCCAAGGAGAACCUGGAUGCUCUCAACAGCUGCUAUGCGGCCGUGGCGCCUUGUGCCAAAGUCAGGCCCUACAUCGCGGAGGGAGAGUCAGACACCGACUCCGACCUCUGUACCCCCUGCGGGCCCCCGCCACGCUCGGCCACCGGCGAGGGCCCCUUUGGUGACGUGGGCUGGGCCGGGCCCAGGAAGUGAGGCAGCACUGGGCCAGUGGACCCGUCCGCGGCCCUCCUCAGCACGGUGCCUCCGAGGUUUUGAGGCAGGAACCCUCUGGGGCCCUUUUCUUACAGUAACUGAGUGUGGCGGGAAGGGUGGGCCCUGGAGGGGCCCAUGUGGGCUGAAGGACGGGGCUCCUGGCAGUGACCUUUUACAAAAGUUAUUUUCCGACAGGGGCUGGAGGGCCGGGCAGGGCCCUGUGGCUCCAGGAGCAGCGUGCAGCAGUAAGGUCGCCCUGUCCACUCUGCUCAGGGCUGUGGCAGACAUCGGCCUGGUGUGAGGAGGGGCAGGAGUGAUGACGGGGUGUGGCUGGCAUGGCGACAGGCGGGGGAUGGUCUCAGGGAGCCAAGCCCAGGGGAGGCACAAGGGGCAGGCCUGUUCCAUGAGGACCUGUGGGCCUUGGGGCCUGGUGGGAUUUCUGGGCAGCUGCGGGUGGGUGUGGCUGGCCGCUGCACGUGGCCUCUGCCCUCACACCUGGCCUGCCCGGCGGACUUUCCCGUGCCCCACCUCAGGGGUGCCCAAUUACAGAGCUAUUGAUUGGCAUCUUCUCCCGUACCUUCUGGGAUCUGAGGGAUCUUUUGGUGGGAACCAGCCCUGAGGUGGAGACCCUCACUGGCAGCUGAGGAGCAGGUGGGGCCUGGGAACCAAACUGGAGCCCAGAGUGGACAUCCAACCCUCUGGUCUUGGCCUCUAGGGGGAAGGCCCGGCUCACGGUGGGACCAGGGAUCCAGCUCUGAAGCGUCUUCAGAAAGGGGGUCCUUGGGGGCUCCAGCUGCCUCGCCCUGGCCUUUCCGUGGGUGCGUGAGAGCCAGCAGCACCCCAGCCUCGGAGACCUAGGGGGCAGGACCCCAAGUCUUCCCCUCUCUCCUGACUGCCCUGGUCGGGUGCUGGCGCUGGGACACCUGCCUGGUGAGCAGGCCUCACAGUUCUUAGCCAGGGGUCCGCCUCACCUCUGUCCACCAAUGCCCCGACAGACUUGGGGCAGGGCUGGGCCGUGAUGCGGUGGGCCAGGAAAGCCUUCACGCCAGCACAGGGCCGCCCUCCCCGACUUUCCGGAGGAAGCCGCCCCCACCUCAGCCCAGCUGAGUGCCCUCCCUGCUCUCCUGCGCCCCUGGAGCUGACGGCCCCUUCUCCACUGACCGAUUCCUUAACUGGGCCUCUUGGGGUCUCGGGCCUCAGGGAUGCACCAUCCCACACCUGUCCUGUUGCCGGCACCGUGGCCCUUGGGGCGGGCGGCUGUGAUGGGGGAGCGAGUCCCUAGCUCCAGACUUAAGCACCAGAGCCCGGGAGCAUCUGGCAUUGGGGUGAUGGCAUUGCAGGCGGGCCUGGGCUCCUAGAGAGUGGCCUCCCCGGGAGGGAGCAGGGCUGGGGUCAUGGGCACAAAUACUCCCAGAGAGCAAGGACAGGGGAGCCCUGGGCCCGUUUCUCCUCCACCUUCAGGAGCCCUGGGCCCGUUUCUCCUCCACCUUCGGGGAGCCCUGGGCCCAUUUCUCCUCCACCUUCGGGGAGCCCUGGGCCCGUUUCUCCUCCACCUUCGGGGAGCCCUGGGCCCGUUUCUCCUUCACCUUCGGGAACCCUGGGCCCGUUUCUCCUCCACCUUCGUUUUAAGUUCACUUGGCUUGGCUGGGAGGUCCUGAGGCCCUGAGGUCAGCAGGGGAACACGUCCUGAGGGAGAGGACUUUGAAAGCAGCAUGUGAGGGUCGUACGCCCCUGGCUGGUGGGGGUCCUGGAGCUCAGGGUGUUUGGGGAGCCAUGUCUGGCGUCCGUUGUGGGGAGCUGCUACCCUGGCCUCUGUGCCUACCCCCAGCCCAGCCAGGGCACUCCCAGGCCACAUCGUCAUUGGGGUGCCUCCGCUGGGCCAUCUCCUUACCCCUCCCUGUGCUGGAGCCU